Amoebophrya sp. A120 is the source of this 12712-nucleotide messenger RNA. Lineage: Eukaryota; Dinophyceae; Syndiniales; Amoebophryaceae. The record is from the annotation of a GenBank genome assembly.
GCUGCUGAAAAUCAAUCUAGCCCUAGCGCUUAAAGCUUGCCACCCUGUUAAGAAACUCGCUGUGUAAGUGUAAAAUAGGAAGCGGGUAAGUAGCAUGGACGUAGGCAAAAUUGACGACGACGCGCAGCGGAUUAGGUGGCAACAUUUUCGACUCACUGCAUUAGCUUCCAAGAGGAACCAGAAGUUGCCCGCGUUUUGCUGCACUUUCCUGAAGGUACUUACGUUUUCUGCACUGGAUUGCAUUGAGAGCUGCUGAAAAUCAAAAUAGUGUGAGUAUGAGUAUUUUUACAGGAAACUUGGUUCCGUGAAAAAAUUACAAGCCUCUUAAUAAUCGAUGUAAUGUUGUCAUCUGAUCUCUUUUAUUUCAUUCUGCAAACCACAAUAAUCGCCAACAGCAUUAGCAGUCGCAGCUACGAGGAAGGGUGACCACCGCGAGCUUGCCCAUGACGUUGGAGAGAAAAGGCCCGGCAGAACCAGGAAACACUUCCUCAGCUGCAACCAGUCCUCAGGAGCAUGAUUUUGCUUAUGAAUUCAACAUUUCUUUUUGUUCAUCAUCUUCUAGGACUUACAUAACAGCAAUAUGCGGGAGACUUUUUUCCGGCCACCUUGAGAAGCGCACACGCAAUUCUUUUUCUUCAUCAUCAAUGGCAAAAGCGAUGAAGCUCGGAGAACCAUCUUCACGACGUCCUCAAUGCCGCCGCAGUGCUGGCUCUAAAGCGAACAUUCAAAGAACAACGCCUCCGAAAGGAAUGAAGUGCAGUGAAAAUCGCAACACGUACCUGCGCCGCUUAUCGACAGGUCCCCGCUAUUCAUUGCAAAUAUGUCAGGGUUUGGCGCAUUACACAGCUUGAGAUGCUGCCUUUGGAUAAUUCUACGAAAAAUUGUAAUGCAUGCGCAGCAAGUGCAAGAGGAGUCCUGUCCAGCUUUUGCCACGCGGAAGGGGCUUUUGUCAUGCGGUAGGGGCACCACGACCACCAGGAAACCCUCACAGAAUCUGUGUUGCUAGCGCAUGCGUCCCAGACUCAGACAUCAUGUAAAAUGUGCAUGAGAGAGACUCAGACUCAUGCAGCGUGGAUCGAUGCAGAGGGGGACCUGCUCCGGCGACAGGCGCUAUCCAACCAACCAGCCAAGUUUUGCAAUCUUCCAGACCCAAACAUGUUUGCAAAUGAUACCUGUGGUGCAGUGAAACGACAGCACGACCUGCAACAUCACCACAGAUCUACUAGUAGUAAGACCCCUUCGGCUACUAGUUCUGCUUGUGGCGCCCCGUCUCCAACAAGACUGUUUGCGCUCUCCAGCAUCUUGAAAGUUGUUCUGUUUGCGCACCAACUCGUCCUUUUAUUCGCGGCUGGCGCAGGAAGCGGCAGCUCCGGAGGAACAAGUCCGCCCUUGUCCAAAAUUCCGAGCUUUCUGGGAAAGAAGCGGAGCAGCACUAAGCAGAGUGAUGCGGAAGAAGAUGGAGCUACUACUUCUAUGCAUUGCAAAUAUGUCUGGGUCUGGAAUAUUGCAGCUUGUCAUACUAAGUCUGGAUCAUGCGAAAAUCUGUGUUGUAUGAUUAUCAAAAGUUGUAGUUGUCCAGUUUUGAUCAGGUUGGGAGGGCGUUUCUCAUGCAGGAUAGGCAUGACGUUGAUAGAGAAAGAGAUCUCACAGCACUUAUCAUCCUAGGUGCUGCAUUCCAGAUCUUAUCUUAUGGGUCAUGGAAAACCGGCAUGACAGAUCUUGCAUUCUUCCGGAUCGAGACAAAUUUGCAUUUGAUAACUUCUUCUGGGACGAUGGAGGGGGUCUCCGGCUCCGGCUCCUCCUCUUCCCAAACCGCCGUCUCUCCCCUCACAGACGCCCCAUUGAAUGAGUACGGGCAUCCGCAGGUCUCGGGAAUGGACGUUGACGAGCAAGAGUUCACCUACGGUGUGGAAAUCCCUAGCACCGAACCCGGCCGCCUGCAGUACCUCCGCAGCAUGAUGCUGGAUGACUUACCGGACCAAGAGAUCGAAGAGAUCACCAAGGUGUGUCAGGAAAUUUUUCGCGUUCCCAUGGUACUGGUCAGCAUUGUCGAAUCGGAGCGGCAGUGGUUCAAAUCAGCUAUCGGAUUCGGAUGCAGCGACACCGCACGGGAGGUUAUUACAAUGAAAAAUGCCCCCACCCCCGAACUUGGGAGCAUUUGUAUUGCAAACCUUUCCAAAUGAAACACUCCCACUCGCCCUCUUGCAUCCAUCAGCAUCGCAGGUUUCCAAUCAUGAAUAGCAAAAAUUUGUAUUGCAAAAGACCCCAGUCCCAGCAAGAGCGGCGCUUGUCAUGCAAGCGAUGCGAUACACGCCUAGACUCUGCAUCAGAAAGAUAAAGACUCACACUCCUUUCACGCAUGACAAAAAGUUUUUAUUUGAAAACUUCGCAUCACAAAUUUUUGAGAUGUCGGCGCCGUUGUUUUAGCAUCACAAAUUUUUGAGAUGCUCGCGAUGUUUUUCGCGGUUCUGACCCUAUGCCGUUCCAGCGCCUGCGGAGGCUUGCCUCCCCAGCGAUGAUGGACAAUGGCAAUGUCGGCGCGGUUGUUUUAGCGUCACAAAUUUUUGCAGUUUCAGAGGUGGGGGGCAUUUUUCACUGUAAUAGAGGUGUCAUUUUGCGCACACAGUUUGCUGAUGGAUUGUCCGGAGAUUCUCUACGUCCCGGACGCGACGCAGGACCUAUCAAAUGCAAAAAUGUCUGGGUCUGGAUGAGUGGAACUUGUAAUGCUGUCUGCGGAUUCUAAAAAUAUCUGUGUUGCAUGAGCAACAAGAGGAGUCAGCUCUUGGCACGCGGAGAGGGCAUUUGUCAUGCGUAAUUAGAAUCAAGAUAGAAGAAAAUCUGUGAUGCUAGCACCAGCAUCACAGACCUGACGGGUCAUGCAAAAUGUGCAUGACAAGCCCCGACUCUUCCAGACCCAGACAUAUUUGCAAUCCAUAGGACCGGCGUUUUAUGUACAACUCCCUGGUGCGUAACGACCCGAAGCUGAGGUUCUAUUGCGGUUGCCCCAUUAUCGUUGAGGGCGUCCGCCUGGGGGCGUUGUGCAUUCUGGACACCAUCCCCCGCGUGGACAUGACGCAGGAAAAAGCCAUGCUCCUGUGCAACUUCGCCGACAUCGUUUCCGCGGCGCUCGCACGCACGAAGAACCGCAGCGAGCACUUUGACAUGCUACACAAUAGUUGCUUUCUACUGGACUUAGAGCGGGAGCCCGAGCACGAAAUCAAACGGAAGUUGAUCAUACGCGAAGAGCCGACGCUGAGCCAAAAUAGCAACAACGAGAAGGUGGACAUAGCCGACCUUUCCAGCGGCGCGCCUCGGUCCUCGCCGCCCUGGCAGCAGAGCAGCGAACUGCGCGAGAACCCGACUAUCGUAGAGAAGUGCAAACGCAACGAAGACGGUGAGAUGGUUUGCGCCGACGACGCAGGGAGCGACGGUGAAGGCAAGACGUUUGGUCGCAUCUUGUACUCGAACCGGCUGGGAAAACAGCUGGUUGCAGCCUUGACGCCGACAAAUGAGGCGGAGGGCAGCGGAGCCCGGGCAGCAGGUCGGUCCAAGGCAGGCUCGGCCUCGGCGACGUUGCCGGGCGGGGAGCCAAUCUGUGGAGCGCCGUUCUCCUGCUGGAUUCCUCCGGGGAGUGCGCAUAACAGGCAAGACGAAGAGGUGCAUCACUUCUCCGAUUUGGUGCACGUUACCGACCACCGAGCGGUCCGCGAUGCAAUCUUCAGCAGGGCGGCGAUGCGCAGGUCGUCGGCUGCCAGCGUGGUGGUGUUUCCGGGGACGCGCCGGAAUCCCGAGCGCGCUGGCACCGUCUGCUACUGGCAUCCCGCUGCGUUCCAAGCCCGCCCGCACAAGUUCGGCGACAACAUGCAAACCGUAGUUUCCUACCCCUACGUGGACACAAACGAGAAUGCGGCGCCGAGACCAAAAGGGAACGAACAAAGCGAAAGCGAGAGCUCUGCGCAUCAAGAUGACACAGGAACUGCUUCUACUUCCGCGAACAAACAAGACACGUUGAAGAAAAUGGGAUCUAGUGUCCCAACUGAAUUUGGCAAGAAUGGCGAAAAAGUAAGAGGGUUUGUAGUGAUAAAGGACUACGACCCCAACAACGAUCCCAGCCUUAGCUUCGAGCGGGCACGACGCAAAUAUGAAGAAAACGAACAAGAGGCGAGACCACUGUUUCCAGGUGCAGGGCCCAACAUCACGCCAAUCAGGACCCGCGGGGACCUGGACUGGUUCCUGAACAUUAAGCACAAGGAGAAACGCAAGACCAGUCACAGAGGGCGCAAAAGAGGCAAGCCCGCCCACGAUCUUACUGUGAUAGAAGACUUGGAUGCCUCUCCUGAGCAACAACCAAGCGUGGUGGACGACAGAUUCUCCAUUGCCCCGAUAAUCAAGGACGGAGAUGCCGGCGACCUAUUGGGGACGGAGAACGCAGAGGUGCGGCGCGAAGCUGGGACUAGUUCUACGACGGAGAGAAACAACGCUACUCCUCUUCUUGAUGCCUCGAAAAUGGUGAAGGGCAAGGGGGUUUUGCGGGAACAAAAGGAAAACCGAACGAAAGACGAGCACCUGGCGGAGGGCGAGAAGCCGAUACUGUAUGUGCUGCUGGUGUCCAGCAAAUUCUGCCAGGCCUGCACGCUGUUUCGCGAAUUCUACUGCACCGCGAGCGUGCCGUACAACAGCCACCGCGUCAGCUUCGCGGAAGUGGACGUGGGCCCUUCCUACGGCCUGGCGCCCUCCCUAGUCGGAGGAAAACCACUUGUGCUUCCGAUGCUGCUGUACUUCGACCGGCACGGUACUCUGCUGGGGGAUCAUCGGAGCAGGCACCUCGACGUCACCACUGCCUCGGAAUUCCGGGGCCAGUUGUCGGACCACAUCCAGGAUGCCGAAGAACGGGAGACCUUCGAGAAGGAGCAGGAGGCCAAUGGCAAGUUGCCCCCCCGAAAGGUGGUGCCCGACAGCGACGAGUCAGAUGACGAGGACGAGGACGACGAAUCGGCUCGCUUCUACGCAUUGCAAACAUGGCUGGGUCUGGAGACAUGCAAAUUUGAUGUGAUCCGCCCUGCGCGUCACACAAAAAUCUGUCGUGCAUCACUGCCAAAAGAUGCUUCGCUUGCCCACUUUGUUUUGGUCGAUUUGAGGCAACGUCUCUCAUGCCGGAUAGGCAUUGUAAUUGUAAAGGUUUCCAUUGCGCGAAGAGUCUGGUGUAAUGCUGCGCCCUGCAUUUAUUUUCCAGACCUCAAAGGGCAUGCUGGAAAAGCUGCAUGAGCAUGACAAACAUCUACACUCAUCCAGACCUCCCAGAUAUGUUUUGCAUUUGAUAGCUUCGAAAGGGAAAGCCAGGGCCUGAGUGGACCCCCCGGCAACGCAGGGGCACGAGGGCCGACGCCGAGCGGAGGUCUCUGGCGGGCCACUCGCCCUACACCUGCGAGACAGGCUUUUUUGGGUCCGAGCGAGGAACUACAGCAGCCAGGACGUACAGAGGACACUGGCACUGCAACAAGUGAACCACGGGGCCAGCAACUGGGCCUGCGAGAGGCCGUUGCUCAUGGAGAACCUCCUCCCCUGGCUACUUCGGGGGUUCCGAGCAGUUCCUCCUCAUCUACGGUUAACAGCAAAAAUAGUGUGGGUGCAGCGACUGGCACCGGCUCCACUGCGUCCGGCACAAAUUAUGUUCGACCUCCACAAGGUCAAGGUGCUGCAGGGACAGCAGGACGAGCAGCAGCUGCAGGAGGAACAAUGCAGCUCCCUAGUAUAAUAAGUCCGUCCAGCCAGACAACUCCGUCUCCGACAUCACAGCCGGACGAGAACCGCACGACAACAAAACCCGAAAAGAAAACCCUGUCUGGAGCCUUCCUUCGCAGCAUCACCUCCUUGGUUCCCGCCCGGAUCAUGCGACAUUCGUCCACCUCGUCCGUUCGGGGAACACCGCGGACGUCCUCCCAUCCAAGGCUCUUCCUCUCGCGAUCCUCGUCUGAUACUUUACUGAAAAAUGGCCCGCCCCCAGAAAAGCGAGCGGUUUGCACUGCAAGAAAGCUUGUUCUACGAUGCACAGUAGUAGUGGGUUUGGUCAGUGGAGAAUUCAGCCGCAUGAAGAUACACACAAAAUAAUAUAUUUAGCGUAUAUUUAUAACUCAGAGCCAGCUGGUCCUCGCGGUCGCGCAGCAUGAAGUCAGACGUACUCAGCAGCAGCGAUACAGCUUUGCGCUUCUCUGGGUCGAGAAUUUGUGCUGCGGAUAUGUACUCGCGCAAUCACAAUUGUUUCCACAUCCACUUCGAAUCUUCAGCUGCGAACGUUACAGUACUUAAUAGCCCUGACUUUGUUUUUCUGGUGGGGCGGCAUGUUUUGCCUUGAUGUCAGGACGAGAAGAGAGUUGCGGGUCCGGUCCCGGUAUGGUGGGCGGCAAGAAACCGUGUCGCGAUAAGAAAAGUUCAGGAUAUGCUUCUAAGUCCGCGAACACGGGAAAGGGCUGCUCUACUGUGCUGUCGGGGACCUCGCCCAAGAAAGCCUGCCAGUUUACAAAAUUCAUUGCGCGGAUAGACGCUUGUGACGAAGCCAACGCGUGCCAAACCAUGACUACAAUCCACCGGUUGCGAGCCGAGGACCGCGAGACGGCUGCACAGUUUCUCGAAAGGCAGGUCGAGCAAAGGCUGCUCCAGUCGAAAAAGCGGAGCACGGACGGGCCGGUCUCCGCAAGAGUCUUUUUGGAGCAGGACCUGGAGUCCUUUCGCAUCGACGAGAACGGCGAGAGGCACGUGCGGACUGUUCUAGCCUGCCCAGCCCAAGCGUGUCCCGAGGGCAAAAUGGAGGUAGACGAGGGCGCGGGAACAAACACGCGCAGGCUCAUGUUCAUCUCUCCGGGCUGCACAACGGACGUUCCCGAAGCCGGGCCCGCCGACACGCUCUCUCUGCGGAGAGAAACCUGGGCCAACUGCGUGCAUGUUCUGUUUGCCGAAAAUGUCUACCGCAAAGCUCUCCAGCUGCUGCUGACGUCAUUCGAUCACGAUUCGUUGCGCAAAAAUGCACUUUCGGCCGUCGACAAGCGGCAGAUAUUGAUGGCGAAAGUGCAGUUGCUGGAACGUCAGUGCCGCAACAAGGGCGCGGACAAAAAGAAGGGGAAGUGUGGAAACAAAAGGAAAACAAACAAAAAGGGUUGCACGGUGACGCUUGUAUCCAAGAAAAAAACUGUGCGAGUGUGGCUGUCUAGUUGGUAGCAGAAUGUUGACAAAUUUGUUCUGCAUGUCAGAGAAAUCAUCUUGUCAUGUGCAGCGAGUUCCAGUUCGUGAAAUAAACAGAAUACAUGUAUGAAGCUGGGAGAUCAUGCAUGGCUAGCCAGCUUCACAACUUCAACUGUACUAAAAGUAGCUGUGUUGCAUGCAGCUUGACAUUUUGACAAACUUUUACAGAUAUUACAGUUAGACAGUUUUUUUCUUGCAUAGCUUGCCCGCAACUUUGAAAACAACACCGAUGACGGGGACGUCGACUUUCAUAUCCUGUGUAAAAGCGUUGACGUCCCCAGAGCUGUCAGAAAGUACAUAAAAGAACACCCGACCAGAGUUCUCUUCAUGCAGAUCUGCAAUUUUAUUUUUACAGGAACGCCCGUUGUAAUGCUAAUGCGCAUCCCUCUACACUACUAGUACUAUUAGAGGAACUUUCAAUCGUGUUUUGGCAUUUAUUGUAAUGAGCAGGGUAUCUAAUUUUUAAGGCAAUGAAUUUUUGAAGGUGCAGCUAUCCUUGCUAAACUGCACUAAAAUACAGAGACGAGCCAACAUGAUUUCCUCCAAAACUUUUUCUUUUGAGCUUGUGCUGCUAAGUUGUUUCCACCUUGUUGACUCCGGGGCGGACACUUUUUUGCUCAGGAUACGUCCGGAAACAGAUGGCGCGGAGGAGAAAAAGAAAAAGGAGAAGAAGCCGCCCUACGCGUUUAGCGGAACCAUCCGUCGCACCCUGGAAACGCAAAUCAAAGACAGUCAGAUUCACGUCUAUGGCGGCAACCGGUCCUCCGUCCUGGCGUCGCAGAUGCGCGACCGCGGCUUGGAUGCUCGGCAGGCAAAGACUCGCCGCGUGUACGCAGAUCAGCUAUUGCGCGACAUCUGGCCGGGCCUGAAUGCGAACCACGACCCGGAAGUGCCAGGGGAGACAUCACCGGACGCCGACGGUAGUACCGGGGCGCGAGCACGCUGCUGCCCGGGCGGAGCUGCUUCCAGCAGCGACCGCUUCAAGCCAGCCACGUUGAGUUCGGAACAGGAGGAACAAAAGAAAGCCUUGCUAUAUCCUACAGAAAAAAGUUCCCCGCAGGGCAUUUUUUAAUUUGGAUCGAUAAAUGCAAAAAUAGACAACUGCCAUGUUGGACGAGCCUCUCACAUGCUGCUUGAGACAUCAUGUCAGCGUCGACUAUUUCUAUUUCAUUUUGCUGCGUUCCAAACAUGCCCGGCGCCGGCCACCUUUUUGCUGUCUGAUAUUCUGAAGGAAAAGUCCAUGGUGCUGCCCGUCAUGCUAUCCUGUGUAAAAACGUCCCCGCCCCGGAGAUGUUAUGCUUAGUUUGCAAAUCUGCAAUCCUGAAAGAGUAAAAAAUGUUUAUCGUACGCUUCGGCUUCCUCACCCACCCCCGGGAAGGGAAUCCUUGGGCUGUGGCGCGGGGGUGAUGGUGUCCACUACGAGAUGAUGAUGCGUAGCCCCAUUAGCAGGGCUUUCCAAUGCUCUCCGGGGGGUUGUCAUGCUGGAAAUGGAAUCAGGAUAAGACGCUGGAUUUGUGAUUUAGUGGCUUCACAGGCUGACGUGACCGGAAUUAUACUACGAGCCCAAACUUUAACUUGUCAUACCGAGACGUCCUGCCCGUAGAUCAGCGAUGUCAUGCGAAACACACAGAGCAUGUUUUUGUUGGAGUGUAGAGAAUAAUCAAAAUGCACAGCUUGACUCUGGGCUGGGGGCGUUGUUCCUGAGGAUAGAUGCAUCCGGAUGGGCGAUGCGGACGCCCCAUAGCCAUCAUCGAUGUUGUCGAAAAACGCCGCACUGUAGUCUGCCAAGUCGAGUGGUUCGUUCGCAUCUGCGACCACAUCGGGAAGUCGAAAAGCUCGAUGUACGUGAUGCUGUGUGAGCACCGGCACACCACUGACCUGGCGAACCUGAUUAUCCAAGCAAAAAAAUGUGUACUUAAGUGUGAAUCUAUGAUGCGAUGAAUAGAUGACAUGCAAUGCAAAUAAGUAUUUUCUUGACGGCACUUGCCCUGCCAGACAGUCACGGAGCCCCCUUCUCAUUAUGCAAUUUUCGCACGUAUUCCCUAGGUAUGACAGCAGGGCAGGAUUUGUCUGCCAUGUUACCACCUCAACAAGAAAGCGUGCACUAUCUAACCAACGCAGCUGUUUAUUUUUUUCUGGAUACUCGUCGGGGAAAUCUUGAGCUGGGAACGCGAGAUCUUUGACGGCGCACGCGUAUGCAUUGGAAAUUAUAAUAUGUCUGGGUCUGAGUCUGACACAAUGCAAGAGUACUUAAGUAGAAUGCUGGUUGUCUGAAAUGUCUCCCACUGCGUGAAGAUGCAUCGUGACGAGAGGAUCUGUGCUGCUUGCCUGUCAGGGGUAAGUAAUAUGUCAAGAGGAAACUGAAUACGUAAGGGCAAGCGCGCAUAAAGCUGUGGCUGUCAUGCGCGCCGGCUGCAAAUAAGUAAAUCGCAAUUGCAAGGCGCCAGGCAUCGUAGUAUAUGAUAAUUCACAGACCCGCGGCAUCCAGUUCCGCACCCAGAUAUAUCAUCUUCAUUUCAUAACGGGGGGACUACAGGUUGCUGUGCAUGCGCCCGCCCCCGGCGCCACUGGGUGACGCCAUGCUUCGCGAACGGCUUACGAACAUCAUUUCCAUCUGCUUCUGCCUCGACCGCGACCCCCAGGACCAGGCCAAAGCGAUCCAGGAACAUUUUGAGGAAGGAGACGAGGACGAGGAGGAUAUCGUAUUUUAAAACGUCCCUACCCCAUAGUUGUAGUGCAAAUCUGCAUGCUGAAAAAAAUCCGAAGCUCCAUGGGAAGCAUUUUCUAGUAGUGUUUCGGAGUUCGUCAUGCUCCAAUCAGCAUGGCCGAGAAACUAGCUCAAGCAGCACUACACUACGAGUCCAGAUUUAUCACGCGAAACAGCCACAGCUUGUGGAUUUAUCUAGCCGAUUCCCCAUCUUGACUACGGGGUGGGGACGUUUUGCUCAGGAUAGAGGAGGAGGACGACGAUGACGACGACGACGACCCGUCUCCCCCCGCCACGAGAGGCAUGCACUUAUCAUAGUCUUCUAGUGUAUAUAUUACUCUAUCUUCUCGUCCGUAGGAAACCUGCUGCAACGUACAAUACUAAGAAGACGAAGAGCAAAUGAAAGUAGCGAACUUCGAGAGCAGUUGCACUUGCAAGAAGAGUUACUUAUGCCCAGCAUCAAAACAAAUACAAAUCGAAAUCACAGACGAGAACGACAAAGGAUCUAGAGGCGACGCUAGGAAAGCAUCUCCGGCGCAAGAUCGACAAGCAGGUACUACUUACUUCUUUUAAGCACAACUAAGUAGCCUUCUGAGCAGUAACUACAUGUGCAUGUAUUUGCAUCUCUCGUCUCCGUUUGGGGCUUUCAGCCUGCUUCGAUCAUGUGCGGCUGUGCUCGUCGGAUCUGCCUCGCGGGACAGGCAAACAGUAGGCCUGAGAGCAUUUGUUCCGUCGGAGCUCUGCUUUGAGUAAGAACCCCGAGGACCACACCUCUGACGCACUUUGUUGUUGAAGUAGAGGCUUCAACUUUUUGCUGGUAUAAGGCAGGGACGACAGCAUGUUGGAGUUGGACCGACUGAUGAGAGCAGGUACUAUGAAAGAUAAACAACUGGAACAAGAAAUGUGACUACAUUCACCAGGGCGCCGCCGCAUUGGUGAGGGUGAUAACGACGACAACGACGACACCACGCGAGGUUAUCGUAGAAAAAUCUGGGGCACGACCAAACACUAACACAUGUGAUUUAAGUACGAAUGCAUGAAGUGAUGCCAGUCUCAGUUUCGGCUUUGCAUCUUCUUACGUGUAGUUCAUGAAGAAUCAAUGCAGAUGGGACGAUCGUGCUUUCUUCUUUUUCGAGUCGGACCGACCUGCAGAUGACUUCGAUCAAAGAAGAAGUAUCAUACUUGAUGUCAAAAUUAUUUGCAGACCAUUUGACUGGUGUUGUGUUCUCUCCCAAAUUUUUUGUGGCGAUACUUGGCAGCGCCCUGACCAUGAAGGUGUCAGGCAACGUCAAGCGGCGCAACGAGAGCCGCUUUCCGAGCGGGCGAAAUGCGGUGAUGUUGACGCCGAGCUGGCCCAGGAACUCGAGACGAAACUGCGGCUAUAUGCUACAAGAAAACUAUACCAAUAUCCCCACAAAAAUGGCACGUAAAAGUAAGUAUUACCUUUGCAGCAAGUUCUUUCCAAGAAAGAUAGUUUUUUCUAGCCGCCCAGACGGGACCCCGAAAGGCGAAAGUGCCUAUAUCCAGCAUCAUGGGAACGAAGACGGAGGACACGCAAACCCGCAUAUAUGUAUGAGUAGACGUAACAACUUUUCAAUGCAGAAACACGAGGAAAAUCAGGUACUUCAGCCCUGCAGAUGCAUUUUUGCACACGACAGCGCGUCUUGUAUUGCAAAGAGAAAAACCGAAAUCGACGACGAUGCCGAAGAGCGAUUGUGACUGCGUCAUGACUUCCUACUCCCAGGCCAUUUUCACCUUUCGCGCGCGCGAGGGGUGAAAAGGGACUGAGGGUAGCAAGUCACGGCGUUCUACCUUGAGCCAAAAGCGUCUUGAUGCAGACGUCACGUCACUGCCACUUAGAUCCACAAGUCUCAAUGUGCAACAGGUCAGUGGGCAUGCGCUUGAGCUCGGGCGCGUUGCAUAUUAAGACCUGUGGCUCCAAGGCGCAGUGCCCUGCAUUCUGCCACUGAACGACUUUGGCGGAAGGCACAACGCCGUGCCUUGUCCCGGCUUUGUACUUACCGUGAGCCAAAGGCGCUGCGAUGCAGACUUGAGGUCACUGCCAUAAGGGACCCCGGUUGGUUCUCAACUUGCAGCAGUACGAUGAAAAUUGGCGUGGCCCUGCUGUAGAUGCAUGAGGCCUGCCACGAGCAUUGGGCAACGUCCGCGCAUAGGAACAGCACUCGGCCGCGGGGCCAACAGGGGCGGCGCUUGUCAUUUACGUCCCGGCGCUGCCCUUCAUCGUGAUAUCAAGCGCGCGAGGGAUUAGCUGUCGCCGCGCGCUGGCUGCAGCCAGUGCGAGAGGUGCGCGCAGGGGGGCACCGACACGGGGUAACAGUGUCGCACCAAGCAGCCCCAGCCGGGGCCGGGCAAAUACGUUGCAGAGAGGGCUCCGACCGACAUCCAUGGGUGGAGAAGCUCGUGCAAUAUUUGAAGGGCAAGAAAACUGAAAAGCAAGCGCCAGCGUGGUUCAUGUGGGCGCCCGUCAGCACGAAAUGGCGCAGCUGGGGGGGGGUUCGAAGUUAUCCGUGGCCCCGGGCUAAAUUCGGGCCACUCUUUCGCUAUAGCGACGCUGGCCGCUCACUUUAGCGAGCGCGCCGAGGGGAGGGGCGGGCGCCAAUCUCCCCUCCAUAAAAUCGACGACGAUGCCGAAGAGCGAUUGUGAUGAUAUUUUUCAUUUUUUCUUGGAUAAGCUGGAGCCUUCCACCGAAACGAGUCAAGUUGGGGCCCAGCAAACUGUGCGAGGUGAUCUCACAAGCGCAAACCUGA